CGAAAUAAGUUUUGUAAAAAAAAAUCGCCAAAAAUGAAACUUACACCCUAGGGAUUUUUGCUUAUCUUAUUCAGCAUACUAGAAAGCACCUAAAAACGAUUUCGAACAGUAUUCAAAGUUUGACUAAGUAGACUUUGUAAGAAGAUUUCCAUGUGUGUGAUUUUUUCCUAUAUAACCUAUGCGAAAUAAGUUUUGUAAAAAAAUCGCCAAAAAUGAAACUUACACCCUAGGGAUUUUUGCUUAUCUUAUUCAGCAUACUAGAAAGCACCUAAAAACGAUUUCGAACAGUAUUCAAAGUUUGACUAAGUAGACUUUGUAAGAAGAUUUCCAUGUGUGUGAUUUUCUCCUAUAUAACUUAUGCGAAAUAAGUUUUGAAAAAAAAAAUCGCCAAAAAUGAAACUUACACCCUAGGGAUUUUUGCUUAUCUUAUUCAGCAUACUAGAAAGCACCUAAAAACGAUUUCGAACAAUAUUCAAAGUUUGACUAAGUAGACUUUGUAAGAAGAUUCCCAUGUGUGUGAUUUUCUCCUAUAUAACCUAUGCGAAAUAAGUUUUGUAAAAAAAAUCGCCAAAAAUGAAACUUACACCCUAGGGAUUUUUGCUUAUCUUAUUCAGCAUACUAGAAAGCACCUAAAAACGAUUUCGAACAGUAUUCAAAGUUUGACUAAGUAGACUUUGUAAGAAGAUUUCCAUGUGUGUGAUUUUCUCCUAUAUAACUUAUGCGAAAUAAGUUUUGUAAAAAAAAAUCGCCAAAAAUGAAACUUACACCCUAGGGAUUUUUGCUUAUCUUAUUCAGCAUACUAGAAAGCACCUAAAAACGAUUUCGAACAGUAUUCAAAGUUUGACUAAGUAGACUUUGUAAGAAGAUUUCCAUGUGUGUGAUUUUCUCCUAUAUAACCUAUGCGAAAUAAGUUUUGUAAAAAAAAUCGCCAAAAAUGAAACUUACACCCUAGGGAUUUUUGCUUAUCUUAUUCAGCAUACUAGAAAGCACCUAAAAACGAUUUCGAACAGUAUUCAAAGUUUGACUAAGUAGACUUUGUAAGAAGAUUUCCAUGUGUGUGAUUUUCUCCUAUAUAACCUAUGCGAAAUAAGUUUUGUAAAAAAAAAUCGCCAAAAAUGAAACUUACACCCUAGGGAUUUUUGCUUAUCUUAUUCAGCAUACUAGAAAGCACCUAAAAACGAUUUCGAACAGUAUUCAAAGUUUGACUAAGUAGACUUUGUAAGAAGAUUUCCAUGUGUGUGAUUUUCUCCUAUAUAACUUAUGCGAAAUAAGUUUUGUAAAAAAAAAUCGCCAAAAAUGAAACUUACACCCUAGGGAUUUUUGCUUAUCUUAUUCAGCAUACUAGAAAGCACCUAAAAACGAUUUCGAACAAUAUUCAAAGUUUGACUAAGUAGACUUUGUAAGAAGAUUCCCAUGUGUGUGAUUUUCUCCUAUAUAACCUAUGCGAAAUAAGUUUUGUAAAAAAAAUCGCCAAAAAUGAAACUUACACCCUAGGGAUUUUUGCUUAUCUUAUUCAGCAUACUAGAAAGCACCUAAAAACGAUUUCGAACAGUAUUCAAAGUUUGACUAAGUAGACUUUGUAAGAAGAUUUCCAUGUGUGUGAUUUUCUCCUAUAUAACCUAUGCGAAAUAAGUUUUGUAAAAAAAAUCGCCAAAAAUGAAACUUACACUCUAGGGAUUUUUGCUUAUCUUAUUCAGCAUACUAGAAAGCACCUCAAAACGAUUUCGAACAGUAUUCAAAGUUUGACUAAGUAGACUUUGUAAGAAGAUUUCCAUGUGUGUGAUUUUCUCCUAUAUAACCUAUGCGAAAUAAGUUUUGUAAAAAAAAAUCGCCAAAAAUGAAACUUACACCCUAGGGAUUUUUGCUUAUCUUAUUCAGCAUACUAGAAAGCACCUCAAAACGAUUUCGAACAGUAUUCAAAGUUUGACUAAGUAGACUUUGUAAGAAGAUUUCCAUGUGUGUGAUUUUCUCCUAUACUGCCCCACUCGCAUAACAGUCCCAUAUGAAUAGAAAACCCAGCAAAGAUGGGACUAUCAUGCGAGUGGGGGCAGUAUAUAACCUAUGCGAAAUAAGUUUUGUAUAAAAUGCCAAAAAAUCGCCAACUAAAUUAAAAAGGUUGCAACUCUUUGAUGCACUCAUGGAAAACCUCGCUGUGUUUCGCUUCAUAAAACAUUUUAUAAUUUCCCAUACAAAAAUAGUUAAGUGGGCAGGGAAAAAAUCCCUUCUGCUACCCACUUCCUUAGAUCCACAAACUCCCCUAAGAUCUCAUCCUUCCUUUAGACUGCUGCAAAACUGAUGAUUUGUGUCUUACCUCUAUUUAAAUUCAAUUUUCUUCAGAUUUUGAUUCAUUUGCAGCAAUUUCCGUUCAAAAUUUUGGUGCCUAGCUUCUUAAUUGCAUUUUGGUGCCUGGUGGAAAUAUUUCAACUUUAUUUUGGUGCCUGGCUUAGUACCUGACACGACACAUAGAUGGCGCUGCUUUCGGUAAAGUGAAGCACAAUUUUUUUUUUGGUGCCUGGAUUUUGGUGCCUAGCUUAACGCAAGUGCAUUUUGGAUGUUUUGAUUUUGUUGCACAAAAAUGCAUUUUUUGUUGUGCUUUUGCCGGUCGGUGCUCUAAAAUAGUUCACUAUUUUUUUUAAAUUUUAAGAUUCCUUGUGUAUUAGAUUCAAAAUAUUGAUUUGUAAGAGCUACUUCACAACUGGCUAAGUUCACACAAUGCAAUAAGUAACAAAAAUGUCACAUUUCAUUGCGGAAAUCGAUGGCUUUCAGGAACACCAAAAGGACAUAUUGCUGCAAGUUUUAAACUCAAAACGAUUACUAAUUGAUCAUGUCGAAAUACUAGAAGAUUGCUUCGAGCAAAUCACGCAGACUGGAUCACAUUCAUACUUCUCCGCAGGAAAGCUAGCCGCUUUGGGAUCGAUUCCCAUCGGAUGUUAUUUUCUUCCUGCCAACACUAAAUGGCUUUAUUCGGUUUCCACAUUGAUUGCCGCUUAUGGUGCAUGCUGUGGCAUAAAAUGCCUCAAUAAAUAUCGAUACCAACGGCAGCGGAAGCAGCUGGCACAUUUUGUCGACUCGUUGGAACAGUUUGAAAUGGCUGUGAAGAAAAAUCUUCUCUUCCUGAACGAAAGUCAACACCUUCGAGGUGUGCAAGAUUCCCUGGAUAAAUCCGGAUUCGAAAUGGAUUCGUUCGUCGGCAACUGUGCAAGCUGCUGCAUUGAGACCGUCAAGUUGAUUCACUCUGCUGUGAAGCGAUUGGAGAGGGAAUGUCCGCUGACGGAACGGUGGAAUAGCUUGUACGCGCCAAUUGAGUCACUGGAAGAUUGUGAGCUGUUCUCCGAGGGUGCCGUUGAAAACGCAAGAAGUUCCCGAGCGAUAAAGGACUACUACAACGUAUUCGCGUACAUGCAAUCUCAGUUCCUAACACGACUCGUCCUUUCCAUCGCUUGUGGCCUAUCGAACUUAGACCGGUGCAACCUUCCGGAACUAAGUUCAAAGCUGAAUGAUCAAAAAUCUCUCUGUUUAUCACCACUUACUGCAAUACUGGACACUAACCGAAAACGUGCUCCCCGAGUUGCGGUUAAGUCGCUUCCACCCGAACUGACUCAUCUGCGAACACUGUCGUUGAGUUUGUCCGCCAAGCUCUACAGUACCGUCUAUCGGUAUAAUGAAAUCGAAAGGGUUUUAGAUGAAACAGUAUCGGGUCUGGUGGAUAACAAGGAAGUAGGUCAGUUACAAGACCUAGCCGUAUCAAUGGAAGACGUAAUGAACGAGCUCAGUGCUUCCACCGAAGAAUGUCAACGACUGUUAAUCACAAUGAAGAAACUGACCAAUAAGGAUGACAAUGAAAGUCAGCUUGAAAUUGAUGCUAGAUUCACAGAAAACUCAGAGCAUCCAUUAGAUAUGCCUCCUGGUGCAGAUCGAGUCUAUUGCGAGCAGGACAAACCCUGUAUCAAAGAUGAGUUCUUCGCUGUGGAUGGGACCGAACACGAUUGCCUGGCAGAAGACGACCGACGAUCGGUGCCAACUAUCGAUGAUCUGGAAAGUAUCAACUCAAAAAUCGUUAAACGACAUUUUAAGCCAGUUUUGGUGCAGCUGCGGGAGCGGAUCGAACCCAUUGGUGUUGAGUUUAAACAACGGGAAAGGCAGGCGUUAAAGGACAAGGGAAUCGAAAUGGUUGACUCGGAUGAGGAGGCCAGCGACGAUGAAGGCAGCUUGGACCAAGUACCUGUAAAGAGGACGGUUUACGGUAGCGACUCGGAAGACGACCAAGAGGAAGAUCAGCGCAAUGCAAUGAAGUUCGAGAAAAGUGUUCAGCGGUACGAUGAUGUUCGAGGGUUUCUGGCUGCUAAGGAGCAGAUUAAUAUUUUCGGGUUGAAACCUAUGGUAAGUUUGGUUGACGAAGAUGUGCUUGAAUGAUAGGGAGAUGUAGAACAUCGAGAUACAAAAUGUUCACUAUAUUACAUCAAAAGUUUAUUUUAAA
Messenger RNA from Aedes albopictus (Asian tiger mosquito), 4477 nucleotides. RefSeq lists its product as uncharacterized. Bases 2731 to 4413 code for a protein of 560 amino acids. Lineage: Eukaryota; Metazoa; Arthropoda; Insecta; Diptera; Culicidae. The record is from RefSeq and is a predicted model, not a curated record. The transcript has 3 exons.